Molecule: messenger RNA, 1357 nt
Organism: Paramuricea clavata
Lineage: Eukaryota; Metazoa; Cnidaria; Anthozoa; Malacalcyonacea; Plexauridae
Source: the annotation of a GenBank genome assembly
AAACGACGUUUUAGCGCCUAGAAGAGCAGUGGAGGGCCAAAUUUGUCUAACUUCACCCGAAGAGUUGGGUGAAAUUCAAAGUUUUAUCGAAAGGCAGCGCCCAGACAACACGAAAAAAAAGACGAUGUACGACAUAAAUGUUAUUAAAAGGUACUUUGAAUCAAUAUACGAGACAAGAGAAAUUGAAAACAUACCUGCCAAAGAAUUAAAUGUCCAGCUCGCGAAAUUUUUCAUGAAUGUACGCAAGAGAAAUGGCAGCGUUUAUGAACCUACUUCUCUCAAGGACUUCCAGAGAAGUUUGCAGAGAUAUUUGAACGACAAGAAUUCUACAAUGAAUAUCCUACAAGACCAGGUGUUUGCCAAAUCCCGUGAAGUUCUUAUAGCGAAGAAACGAGAGCUUGUCCAACAACACGCCAAAGGAAACCGACCACAAGCUUGUCGAGAGUUGACGACGGCGGAGGAAGACAAGUUCUUCGAGUUGGGUUUGUUCGGAAAACACGACCCAGAAGUUCUCCAGAGGACCGUUUGGUGGGUUCUUUCUCUUCAUUUCGGCUUUCGAGCGCGUGACGAGUCGAGAAAACUAAAGUGGGGAGACGUAUCCAUCAGUAAAGACCCCGAAACAGGCAGCGAAUUGUUGUUGUGGAAAGCUGAACGAGGUUCAAAGACCAGGCACGGCGACGGGCAACAUCAGAGAGCCUUUUAUCCCACAGCGCAAGCAACCCACAACGAACGUUGUCCUGUUCAGUUAUAUCGUGCAUUUUCCCAGCAUCGACCAGAUGAAAUGAAACAGCCGGACUCUUCAUUCUUCCUGGCUAUUAACCACCGUCGCCAGCCAGGUUCUCAGAUCUGGUAUAACAAAGCUCCACUCGGAAAAAACGAAAUUGGCAAGUUUCUUUCGAAGGCUGCGAAAGCUGCUAAAUUGCCUGGGAACAUCACAAACCACUCGGUGAGAAAAACCUGUAUUUCCCGUUUAAUGGAUGCCGAUAUUCCCGAGAAUUACGUCGCCCAACUGAGCGGUCACAAGAAUUUGAAAAGCCUCGAUUCUUACAAAUCCGCUUCGACAGCACAUCAGCGAAAAAUGUCGUUCGUUUUAAGUCGUUCAGGAGCCUCGUCUUCUGCCACAAACCAAGCGCCAAUUCAACCAAAUGAAUCACAAUACAGUCUCCAACAACAAAACCUUUCCUACUCCAACCAGUCUGCAGUCGAAGGCAUGUUUUCAGGGGCAACAAUUCAAAAGAUCGAAGGCUGUCAUUUCAACUUUUUUCUCAACGCGAGCAAAAGUCCGAUCAGAGCUCCAGAAGCAACUUUUGCCAAAAAAAGGCGUGUUAUCUUGAGCGAUGGCAGUGACUCGGACUAA